Messenger RNA from Saprolegnia parasitica CBS 223.65, 1723 nucleotides. RefSeq lists its product as hypothetical. The transcript has 2 exons. The record is from RefSeq and is a predicted model, not a curated record. Bases 23 to 1723 code for a protein of 566 amino acids. Gene Ontology annotation, molecular function: metal ion binding. NCBI's taxonomy places the organism in Eukaryota, Oomycota, Saprolegniomycetes, Saprolegniales, Saprolegniaceae.
GCUUCCGACAUAUCGGCGCAAGAUGCUCGAGGUGCCGGUCAAGCCGACCUUCUUCCCGACGACGACCAUCACGAGCGCGGAUGCAAGCGCGUACCGCCAACUGGCGCGCUACGCCCUCGACGACCUCCAGCAUGCCAUGGCCACGUAUGCGUGGAAGCGCGUCGAGAGCCGCGAUGGCUUGCUCAUUGGCAAAGUGCACUGCAUCGAGCAGGACGAGCUCGAUGCCCGUGGCGGCACGCCCUGCCUCGUCAUGCGCGGUGCGAUCAACGUCCGCGCGACGGUUCCCGAGGUCCUCGCCCUCUUGGCGCCGAGCACGACGGACGAGUCGCGACGUUGGAUGCACCGGGUGCAUGCCAAGAAGUACAUUGAUGGCCUCGUGCUUGCCUCGGUAGCGAGCGAUGCCGCCAACGACGAGCUUCGCGUCAAGUGGGCCGCCUUCAAGGACGACGUCGGGCCCGCGCUCGGGCGCGACUACUGCCUCCUCGAGUACGCCGGGCUCCAAACGCCGCUUAGCGGUGGGCCACCACUUGGCUUCUGCGUCUACCACUCGAUCGACCGGCCGCGCGAAGUGCCGUCGCUCAGCACGUUUGGCUACCGUCGCGACAGCAUGCGACGCACCGGGUUUCUGAUCGUGCCGUCAUCGACGUCGCCCUAUAUGGUGCACGUGACGUACCUACUGUCGUCGUCGUCGCCGCGGGACGUGCCCAUGGACAAGUGGGAGAGUGCGCUCGCUCAGCGCUUCUCGUGCUUGAACACGCUGGGCCCGCUGAUCGCGCAGCGCCGACUGAGCCAGCUGCCGAUCGCCGACCGCGCGCUCUGGGUGCCCGACAAUCAGCGCAAGUUCUGUGCUGUCUGUCUGCAAUCCUUUCACUUUCGCCGCAAGCACCAUUGCCGGUCGUGCGGCGAGGUUGUUUGCGCGUCCUGCGCCGACCACCACACGCUGGAAGUGCCCGUGCUUGGGCUCCUGCCUGUCCGCCUUUGCAACGUGUGCAUUAGCAAAGCCAACGCCGUUCGGCCACCCCCACCGACGCGCCGCAAGAGUAUCGUUCUCCUAGAGGACAUGCAGCUGCAGCUGCCGCCACCGACGACCAAGAAGGCGUCGCUUGGGCUCCCCAUGCGUGCCAUGCUGGAAGACUUGUACCCUUCCCAGCGCGCCAUGCGACCGAUCCCGGAAGUCAUCGAUGAGACAAGUCGUGGCGUCGUGCCGCUGGACGAGCUCGUUGCUCGCAUUUCGUCAAUCAAGCUCGCCAUUGCCGGGAUUUCGCCGGCGCCAGCAUCGACAGCCGCGAUGGAGGCAUCAGCGAACCGCCAAGCUCGUAAGAUGGUGCGCGAAGGGGACGAAGGUGACGGGGAGGACGACCUGCGCGCGGACCACGCAACGCGGCUCGAGUCGUUUGCCGAUGACUUUUGCACCAAGUACGAGCACACGAGUGUGCACAGCGCGCGCACGUCGCUGCUCUCGUCGUCGCUCUCGUCCGGAUCGUCCUGUGACGAGGUCGACGCGCUCAAGCACCAAGUCGACGAGCUCCACCGCAUGCUGGAAGAUGCCAACGCGCGCCUUGGCGACUACGAGCUCGAGCAGGCCGCGCGCCACCUCAAGUACGUUGAGAGUCAAUCGGGGAAUGCCUUGAACGACCCGAUCGUCGUGCGCCGAAGAGAGACGUACGACGCGCUCUUGUCCGAGCUGCACGACAUUAUGGGUCUCGCGCCGCGCCUCGCAUAG